This is a messenger RNA of Nymphaea colorata (pocket water lily), 2271 nucleotides long. Its product is annotated as pre-mRNA-splicing factor SLU7. Lineage: Eukaryota; Viridiplantae; Streptophyta; Magnoliopsida; Nymphaeales; Nymphaeaceae. Gene Ontology annotation, molecular function: pre-mRNA 3'-splice site binding. The record is from RefSeq and is a predicted model, not a curated record. Gene Ontology annotation, cellular component: spliceosomal complex. The transcript has 10 exons. Gene Ontology annotation, biological process: mRNA splicing, via spliceosome. The coding region runs from base 200 to 1831 and encodes 543 amino acids.
GUCUUGCCUUUGUUCCCUCCUUCGCCCCCGAACUUCAGAGAGGGGAUCGAGCAAUUAGGGCUCGGAGAUCUGUCGUAUGCUUGCCUGAUAGAAGAGCGGUUUCAAAAGAACAUAUUCGGGGUUUUAUUGAUCGUCUCUUAGGGUUUGUAAAUCGAUCCCCACUUUCAUCCUAAGCGUUGGGCUUCGAUUCGCCACGAGAAUGGCGACUUCAUCAGUGGCCUUUAAGUCCCGUGAGGACCAUCGGAAACAGCUUGAACUGGAAGAAGCUCGAAAGGCCGGUUUGGCUCCAGCAGAACUUGAUGAAGAUGGGAAAGAGAUCAACCCUCAUAUUCCUCAGUAUAUGUCCUCUGCACCUUGGUAUCUUAAUGCUGAGAGACCAAGUUUGAAACAUCAAAGGAAGUGGAAAUCUGAUCCGAACUACACUAAGGAUUGGUAUGACAGAGGUGCAAAAAUAUUCCAGGCUGAUAAGUACAGGAAAGGUGCAUGUGAAAACUGUGGUGCAAUGACUCAUACCACUAAAUCGUGCAUGGAAAGGCCUCGGAAGGUAGGUGCAAAAUGGACAAAUAAGCACAUAGCGCCAGAUGAGAAAAUAGAGGCUUUUGAACUUGAUUAUGAUGGGAAACGUGAUCGUUGGAAUGGUUAUGAUGCUUCUACAUAUGCUCGUGUUAUUGAGCGGUAUGAAGCUAGAGAUGAAGCUCGUCGGAAAUAUCUUAAAGAGCAACAGAUUAAAAAGUUGGAAGAAAAGAACAAUAAAGAGAAGGAAGAUAACAGUGACAGUAGUGAUGAUGAUGAUGAUGAUGAUGAAGAUGAUGAUGAAGACGAGUUGAAGGUUGAUGAAGCCAAGGUUGAUGAGAGUAAGCAGAUGGACUUUGCAAAGGUUGAGAAACGUGUGCGCACAACCGGUGGUGGCAGCACAGGAACUGUUAGGAAUUUGCGUAUCCGUGAAGAUACUGCCAAAUAUCUUUUGAACCUUGAUGUCAAUUCUUCCUACUAUGAUCCAAAAACUCGAUCCAUGAGAGAGGAUCCUCUUCCAGAUGCUGAUCCAAAUGAGAAGUUCUAUGGAGGGGAUAACCAAUAUCGUGCAAGUGGGCAGGCAUUGGAGUUUAAGCAACUCAAUAUCCAUGCAUGGGAAGCUUUUGAGAAAGGGCAAGAUAUUCAUAUGCAGGCAGCCCCAUCUCAAGCUGAACUACUCUAUAAAGAAUUUAAGGUGAAAAAGGAGAAGCUGAAGUCUCACAUGAAGGAUGCCAUCAUGGAAAAGUAUGGAAAUGCAGCCUCCGAAGAAGAACUUCCAAGGGAACUUCUACUAGGACAGAGUGAGAGGGAGGUUGAGUAUGAUCGUGCUGGCCGAAUCAUUAAGGGCCAGGAGAAAGCUCUUCCAAAAAGCAAGUAUGAGGAAGAUGUUUAUAUUAAUAAUCACACAAGUGUUUGGGGUUCAUGGUGGAAGGACCAUCAGUGGGGAUACAAGUGUUGCAGGCAGACCAUCCGGAACAGCUACUGUACUGGUUCAGCAGGAAUUGAGGCUGCAGAAGCAGCAGCUGAUCUAAUGAAAGCAAAUAUAGCCCGUAAAGAAGCAACAGAAGAAAAACCUGCUGAGGUAGAAGAGAAGAGACUGGCUGUCUGGGGCACUGAUGUUCCUGAGGACUUGGUUCUGGAUCAGAAACGUCUUGCCGAAGCACUUAAAAAGGAGGAUGAAAGAAAAAGAGAAGAGAGAGAUGAAAGAAAGCGGAAGUACAAUGUUAAAUGGAAUGAUGAGGUUACUGCAGAAGAUAUGGAAGCUUACAGGAUGAAGAAGAUCCAUCGUGACGAUCCAAUGAAGGAUUUCUUGCACUGAGUGGUCUGUUGGGGGCGGUGCUGCCAUGACUCAGAAACCAGUGACAGACAUGUCGGGAUAAGCUUGUGCGAAGAGGGGAAACUUAUGCGCAUGCAUGAAGUACGGACUUGUGUAUGCUUUAACUAUGGUCUGUUUUGUGACAUGCGCUCACACGUUUUGUGUGAGCAAAUAUGUGGCAGUUAGACACUUGCGGCAGUCGUAGAUUAUUAAACAAAACUAGCCGAGGCGAAGCGUGCUCUUGGAGAUAUCUCAUGCAGGCACUCAGGCGGUUCUCAACAAUAAGCGUCUUCAAUGUACCUUAUUUUUGUUCUGAUUACGGUUCACACUGAACUCGCGCUUUUGAGUGCUAAAGAAGCACUUCUUUUGUAAUGUGAAGGUUGGUUAUUGUGCACUUGGCUACGAAGUGUAUAUAUACAAAUGUGCAUUAUGUCUCUUUGUAA